AGAAGCUUAUAGAUAAGGCAGUUAUUAUAUGGCCGUUUAAUUGUAAACACUAAAGACGCAAAAAUAUUUACUUGAAAUUCAUUUCUAAAUAAUUCAAUUUUACUGAAAGUAUUAUUCAUACUUUACGCAACAUAAGAAGUGCCCAAGACUACUUAUUCCCCUGAAGUCAAGUCCUGAUCAUAUGCCAUAUCAAAGUGGUAUUAUGAGACCACGACUAUUGAAUGAGCAUCUCAUAAAUCAUAGAGAUUAGAAAAGUCAACAACGGCAUCGAUAAGCGCAUAUUAAUUUGACAAGUUUGUGAUGAAUGCAAAAAUAAUUCUCAUCCCAAUUUUUUUAAUUGGAUCAUGUGUGGCUCAGGUUGACGAAGCCCUCAUAAGAGACAUUUUUGAUAUGAAUGAAUAUGAAACAGUUACAGGAUCGAGUUUUGCAACUUUAGAGAAUCCUGCUCAGAUUACCGAAGACCCCAUAAAAUAUGAUUUUGACACACAUGAAACUGAAACAGUUACAGAAUCGAAUUUUACAACUACAAUGAAUCCUGAUCAGAUUGUCGAAGACGUCAUAAGAGAUGUUUUUGGCAUAGAUGAAACUGAAACAGUUACAAAAACGAUUUUUACAACUACAGAGAAUCCUGCUACGACAGUUGUACCACAAAAAUCCGUAACCGUUGAACAAACUGAGAGCUCAUAUCAACCAUGUGGUACACAUCCUGGUAUGGCAUGUGUUCGUCAGGAUCUUUGCAACAAUGGAUAUAUAGGUUUUAACCUUCGCUUCAACUUUCCCAAACGUGAUUCGAUUCAUUCAUGUAAUAAUCCCUUGGAAACAUGCUGUGAUAAUAAUGAUAUGUCAGAUUUGUUAAAAUUGAAAAAUGGAUGUGGUUACAGAAAUCAAAAUGGAGUUGAAUUACAAAACAAAGAACUUGCUGAUAAUGAAGCUAAAUUUGGUGAAUUUCCAUGGAUGGUAGCAAUUUUGAAUAAAAUAAUUCUUAGCGGCAAAGUUUUAAGCCUUUAUAAUUGUGGAGGUACUUUGAUAGCUCUAAAUGUCGUUUUAACUGCAGCUCACUGUGUCAAUGUGAAACAAACCAAGAAUUAUUCGGUUAGAGCUGGUGAAUGGGAACCUAAUUCAGAUUCCGAACCAUAUUCACAUCAGGAAAGACAAGUCGCAGGAAUAAUUGUGCAUGAAAAAUAUAAUAAUCGCAGUUUACAAAACGAUAUCGCUCUACUUUUCCUCGAGACAUCAUUCGAUAAGGCUCCUCACAUCAAUACAAUUUGUUUGCCACCAGCCUCAGCCUACACAAAUAUUGGCAUGUCACGUUGUAUUGCCUCUGGCUGGGGCAAGACAAACUUCGGAACCGGAAAAUAUCCAAAUAUUUUGAAAAAAAUUGAUUUGCCAGUAGUUCCAAAUGCUAAAUGUGAAAAAGACUUAAGGAAAACUCCUUUAGGACGAUCCUUUAAAUUACAUUACAGUUUUAUGUGUGCUGGUGGAGAAACUGGAAAAGAUACUUGCCAAGGAGACGGUGGUUCACCAUUGGUUUGUCCAAUGGCCAACAAUCCCGAUCGUUACUACCAAGCUGGAAUUGUUUCUUGGGGUAUUGAAUGUGGUAACGAAAAUGUGCCUGGCGUUUAUGCAAGUAUUCUAAAACUACGUUCUUGGAUUGAUACACAAUUGGGUUAUAAAAAUUUAUCAUUGCAAAUUAUUUAACGCUAUAAAUGACACACUUUGUAAAAAUAAAUACAAUUUUAUUUUAAAAUUUUAAAAUAAAUAAAUGCAAAAUUA
Messenger RNA from Episyrphus balteatus (marmalade hoverfly), 1773 nucleotides. Its product is annotated as phenoloxidase-activating factor 2-like. Gene Ontology annotation, molecular function: serine-type endopeptidase activity. NCBI's taxonomy places the organism in Eukaryota, Metazoa, Arthropoda, Insecta, Diptera, Syrphidae. The transcript has 4 exons. Gene Ontology annotation, biological process: proteolysis. Bases 301 to 1698 code for a protein of 465 amino acids. The record is from RefSeq and is a predicted model, not a curated record.